GGGAGGAGAUACAAAAGGGAGGAACGGAGUGGAGAGGGAAGGAGUGAGACACAGUGAGGAGGUUUAGAAACAAGAGGGAAUCUUUGCCAGUGAUACAAGUGAAGACACGCGCGGCUUGUUUUUCUCUUGCGGCCACCGGCUGCGUUUUUAGCAAAGGGCUGGAAGUGCGGGGAGGAUGAGAGGAGGGCGGCGUUCACCAGCAGAGGUCAGGCAGGCAAAGAGAAGGGAAGCCGGCGGAUGUUUUUAAGAGUUUGCUUAUCUGACAGUGACAACAGGAUGAGAAUCUGAGCGAGGAGAGAAAAAGAUGGAGCGAGCAGAGAUACCUAUAGAGACCCUGAACACUUAGCCUGGUUGGUCCUAGAGGGGCAGACAGAGACAGAGACAGCGUCAUUAGUUCACUUUGCCUUUUUCUGUCCAAAGGAGCGAAAGAACUAGGCAAGGGAUCGUAACACUGGAGCUCAAGGAUAAACCAUGGACUCUGCAUACAUCCCACCACACCUGGACGUCCACCAUGCUCCCUGCUAACCUCCUGCUCCUCAUGGUCUUGCUGCUACCUCAAGCCUCGUCUGGCCGCCAGGGUGGAGAAUCCAGCGAGACCGACAAUGGCAGGGUGCCCCCGACCCCUUCGUCCCCGUCGCCCGCCGCAGCGCCGCCCGACCCCGGUCUGGCUCAGACCAUCCAGUCGCUCCUCCUGAGCCGACUGGGCCUGCAGUCCCAGCCGAACCCCAGGCCCGACGUGCCGGUGCCGCAGUACCUCCUCGACCUUUAUCGCUUCCACCAGCAGCAGUACCAUCUGCUGGAAGACCCGACGUUCAGCUUCCCCGGCCACCACAUCCAGCAGGCCAACACUAUUCGCAGCUUUCACCACAGUGAGCCCUUUGGAUAUGACACCAAAGUAAGAGAUCAGACAAGAGUGCACAUUAUCUUCAACAUCUCCUCCAUACCUCAAGAUGAAACGGUUCUCUCUGCUGAGCUUCGCCUGCUCCGCAGCCAGACGGCGUCCCCGGGCCCAGGGCCUCACAGAUUAAACCUGUACCUUUCUAAACACCAAGAGGAUCCUGAGCCCACGUUGCUUGAGACAAGACUACUCACCAGUGGCCUCCAUGGCAAUAAAGCCGGUGGUUUCUGGGAGGCAUUUAGCCUAAAUGCGGACCUCCUCCGUAAAGCCCAUGGUGGGACUGGCAGCUUGGGCUUUCUCCUGGAGGUCAGACCUGAAAACAGCACCACCUCACCUGACCAGAGCAACUCCUCUGCUACAGGUGAUAAUCAGACAGCGCAACACCAGGAGAGACACCUGAGGGUGUCCAGGUCUGUGGGACAGGACGAUCACAGCUGGGCCCAGGAGAGACCCCUCUUGGUGACUUACAGUCACGACGGCCAUGGAGAGCCUUUAGUCAAACACGGCAGGAGAACAUCUGGUAAAAGCAAGUGGGUUAAGGCUAGAAAAGGGUCCAACAUGAAGACCAAGAGAAGCGGCAAAGGUCACAACAGAGACCAAGCCUGGGGGAAGACCCGAAAAAUGGGUUACUCCAUGAAGAGCUGGGGGGACGACAAAGGGGAAGUAAGCUGGAGUGAUCGUGGGAGAGUGAAAAGAAACGGCAGUCCCGCUAAGCUGAAGCGGCUUUCCCGUGGCAGGUGCCGCCGUCACCCUCUACAUGUAGAUUUCAGAGAUGUGGGCUGGCACAAAUGGAUCAUCGCGCCGAGCGGCUAUGACGCCUUCUUCUGCCUGGGAGAGUGCCGUUACCCUCUGGCCGACCACAUGAAUGCCUCCAGCCACGCCGUGGUCCAAACCAUGGUAAACUCGGUGAACGGAGCGGUGCCCCGGGCCUGUUGCGUCCCGACCUCCCUCAGCCCCAUUGCCCUGCUUUACCUGGACAAUCACGACAGAGUCGUGUUAAAGAAUUACCAGGACAUGGUGGUGGAAAGCUGCGGCUGCUGGUAGAGGAGCCGGAGGGCUCGGACGCAGCGACUCUGACAAGGAAACAAAGAGGAGGCUGAAAGAACAGAAGGACGGGAGGGAAGAGGCCAGUCAGCUGCAAACAGACAGAGACUGAAAAAAACAGAAAUAUGAGCAGAGAGGAGGGUGAUGAUGGGAUAGAGAAGCUAAGUUAUUAUCAGGAGCAAACAGUGUUGACUGGAAGAGAGAGUUUAAAGCGUAAGAGUAUUUGAAAGAAAUAAUGUGCUACAUAUUGAUGACAGAAAUAAACUGCCAGGAGUGAUGCUCUAUUUUCCAUUUUGCAAUUUUGCAGCCGUUUACAUCAUUCACUGCCAGUCUGCUAGCUCCACUGUGAGAAGCCAAUGCUCUAACAUCGAAUGACAACAGAAGGUCUGCAUUAACGACAGCAACCUGUAGGAAAGCACAGGUGAAGGAAGGCAGCCGACCUGAGUAGAAACAGGAGUCGCUGACGGACAGAGAUGGAGACUCAAACUCUACAUCGAGCUGCAGAAACAGACUUCAGACUUGACACAAAACUCUCGCUGUAAAGACUUUAGACCCAGCUCGGACUCGAGGUCUGGUACUUUCCUUUGUGCAAUCAGAGGUGAAAAGAGUUGUGAGUCUUCUACGUUUCCAGAGUGUAACAUGUGCCAGUAACGGUAGCUUUCAAGUUUGUUGAGAUGUUCAUUUCAUCCUAGUAAAGGAUGCGGUUGAUUUAUUAACCAUCAUGAUUCAUAGACUGUGGGCUAUUAAUGGUUCAUAACAACCUAUUCAUGUUAGCUGUAGAUUCACGACAAUGGCAGAUUUUUUGUUUCGGGUUUUUUUUUUUACAAGUUAAAUCAAAAGUACUAAGCAGCAGAUCUUGAUUUUACCCCUCACCAGACCGCAUGCAUCUGCCCCCAAAGACUUGAAACCUGACACGGACUUGAGGCCAAAGACUUGUGGGUCAGCUUGUCGACAUCUCUGUCCUCAGGACACAUUUGAGCUCCUGUGCAUUUCAAGCAAUCCUAUGUACUUCUGCCUGACUUGACCUGAAUAAUCAACUGUAUUUGAAAUAAAUAUGACGACGGCACCAGCAUGUCAUUAAAGCCUUUGUGCUACAGUGUCUUAUCGGCGGUAUUUGAAUGAGAAGGAGGGUCCGUUUGUUUCUACGAAAGCUGAUAUCAAGAAUGUCUGUAGCAUACGAGCAACCACUACGUCACAAGCUAUUUAAAACAGUAAUGCUGAGGAAUUAAUAUGCUAUUAUUUGAAUGUAUUACUAUCAUUAUUAUUUAAAAAGAAAGAAUUUUGUAAAAGUUUUUUUUUUUUUUUUGCAAAAAUUUGUGUAAUGGUUGUCAUGAUUUUUACAUAAAACAGUGAACUUUAAGUUAAAAGACACAUUAUGUAUUUAAAGAAAGCAGCAGUAUGGUGUAUUUAAUCUAGAAAAUAUUUAAAAUACCUGCACUCAUCAGAGCAAACAUGGAAGCCUGCCAGCCACACAAAGUGCUUAAUGGUAGCUUUACAUCCCAACGAAUGUUCAGUAUAUUGAAAUUAACAGUGUUUGAAGCUUCACCCGCCUUUUGGUGUGCAACACAUGAUAGCAGACAUAUGUGAUAUUACCUCUAGAAACUGAACUAACACAUCAGCCGGAGGAAGCUCUGUGUGUUGUAGCAGCUGAAGUGUGUAACACAGGUGUCUUCGCUAUAGUUGUGUUUGCAUGUGUGCGAUGUGACGGUUAGUAAAAACUCUGGCCUUUAGUGCCUUUUAAAACAGGGGCUUUUAACGUGUUCUCUGCUGAGCUUUGUGUGUUUUACAGUGAUGCAUUUUCCUCUAUGAACGGAAACAUUUCAGCAAGAGCUUGUAAAAUGUUUGCCAAUAUACCUCUAAUAAACAGACCAAGCAGAA
Messenger RNA from Poeciliopsis prolifica (blackstripe livebearer), 3820 nucleotides. It is a transcript of the gene bmp16, whose product is annotated as bone morphogenetic protein 16. Gene Ontology annotation, cellular component: extracellular region. Gene Ontology annotation, molecular function: cytokine activity; growth factor activity. Bases 512 to 1942 code for a protein of 476 amino acids. NCBI's taxonomy places the organism in Eukaryota, Metazoa, Chordata, Actinopteri, Cyprinodontiformes, Poeciliidae. The record is from RefSeq and is a predicted model, not a curated record. The transcript has 3 exons. Gene Ontology annotation, biological process: BMP signaling pathway; SMAD protein signal transduction.